Eruca vesicaria subsp. sativa (arugula) is the source of this 749-nucleotide messenger RNA. The record is from the annotation of a GenBank genome assembly. Lineage: Eukaryota; Viridiplantae; Streptophyta; Magnoliopsida; Brassicales; Brassicaceae.
AUGGGCAACACAGAUAAGCUGAUGAAUCAGAUAUUCGACCUGAAAUUCACGUCGAAAUCUCUGCAAAGGCAAUCAAGGAAGUGCGAGAAGGAAGAGAAGGCGGAGAAGCUCAAGGUGAAGAAGGCGAUUGAGAAAGGGAACAUGGAUGGAGCUCGGAUCUACGCCGAGAACGCGAUUCGUAAACGUAGCGAGCAGAUGAACUAUCUCCGUCUCGCUUCUCGUCUCGACGCUGUUGUUGCUCGGUUAGAUACUCAGGCUAAGAUGGCAACCAUCACCAAAUCUAUGACUAAUAUCGUCAAGUCUCUUGAGUCUUCUCUCGCCACAGGCAAUCUACAGAAGAUGUCAGAGACGAUGGAUUCAUUUGAGAAGCAGUUUGUGAACAUGGAGGUCCAAGCUGAGUUCAUGGAGAACGCCAUGGCUGGUUCAACAUCAUUGUCCACUCCAGAAGGCGACGUCAACAACCUGAUGCAGCAGGUAGCAGAUGACUACGGUCUUGAAGUCUCUGUUGGACUACCUCAGGCUGCUGGUCAUGCCAUCCCUACUGCGACAGAGGAGAAAGUUGAUGAGGAUGAUUUGACCAGGAGGCUUGCUGAGCUCAAGGCCAGAGGAUGAAUCAGCUAACCAACUACCAUGCUUGGUCCUUAUCAAAAUGUUACAGCUAUUAUCUGCCAACACUUGCGCAUUUGUGUAUAUUGCUCACUUUGAGACAUGCUUUUUUUACUAACUUUAUAUAAAACCUUCGUGUGUUU